Messenger RNA from Chara braunii, 8949 nucleotides. NCBI's taxonomy places the organism in Eukaryota, Viridiplantae, Streptophyta, Charophyceae, Charales, Characeae. The record is from the annotation of a GenBank genome assembly.
GUCCUAUGAGUGAAAUCGGCGCCGAAGGGCGCGAUCAUGGUGCUGGAGGGAUGGUUCGUGGACGCGCUGAGCACGUAUCUCGUCAUUGAUCCGAAGGAGACGAGCGUGGGCAUAUUCUCCAGAGACGUACACGUGGCACGAGCUGAGCUUCGCGCUGAGGCCAUUAACCAGAGCUUGACAUCGUCUCCUCUUCUUCUCCAUCAUGGGUUCAUUCGGCGCCUUCACGCCAAACUCCGCAUCCUGCAAAUCGACUCCAUCUCUUUGGUGCUUGAAGGCGUGGAUCUCGUCUUUCGACCGCGGCCGCUGGAUUCUCCGUGGUGGGAAGAAUCGCAGAAUAUCUCGCAGGAGAAAAAGCGUGUGGACCGGUUUAGCCUUCUGGACCCUGAGCGCUGUAUGAAUGAUUUGUUUAGGCCGUGGUUAGAUAGAUUUGUCGUAGUGUAUUUGGACGACAUCUUAGUGUUCAGUAGUACCCUCCAAGAGCACCAGGGUCAUUUGAGGCAGGUCUUGGAGAAGCUAAGAGGGGCUAACUUCAAGAUCAACGCGAAGAAGUGCGAGUGGGCCAAGACACAAGUCUUGUACUUGGGCCACGUUUUGGACGGAGAUGGCAUUAAGCCUGAGGACAGUAAGAUAGCGACGAUUAGAGAUUGGCCAAUGCCCCGCACGUUGAUUGAGUUGUUGUCGUUCCUAGGCCUAACUAAUUACUAUAGGAAGUUCGUGAGGAACUUCUUGACUAUCGUCGCUCCCCUUCGCAGGUUGCUCAAGAAAGAGGCGAUCUCGCAGUGGGAUAAAGACUGUACGUCUGCGCUAAAGAAGUUAAAGCGCGCAUUGAUAGAGUACCCUGUCCUCAGAGUAGCAGAUCCAUCCUUGCCAUUUGUCGUCACCACGGAAGCCAGUCAGUAUGGUAUAGGCGCCGUGUUACAGCAGGACGGCGACAAUGGCUAUAGACCCGUAGAGUUCAUGUCAGCGAGGAUGCCCUCAGAGAAGGUCGCUACCUUGACGUACGAGAGGGAACUCUACGCUCUCAGGCAGACCUUAGAGCACUGGAAGCAUUACCUGCUUGGGAGGCACUUCAAAGUGUAUUCAAACCACGAGACUAUGAGGUGGCUGAAGACACAGGCCAAAAUGACACCUAAGUUGACUAGAUGGGUUGCUGAGAUAGAUCAGUACGACUUUGAGCUCUUAAGUAGGAGAUCAAACUACUUUGGAGCUAUAGUUCACUAUCUGGAAAUAGGGAGUGACCUGCAGGAGAAAGUUAGACAACCGUAUGCGCAAGACCCUAUUUAUAGUGAUCUCCUCAAGAGAGUCAAGGAGGCCCCAGAGACCGAACCAGACUACCACACUACAGAGGGACUAUUGUUUGAGAAGACUAAUGUAGUAGACCACCUGUGCGUUCCCAACAGUGAGGAGAUCCGCAGUUUGAUCUUAGGGGAAUGCCACGACACAGAGGGACAUUUCGGUUGGCAAAAGAGUCUAGCCAAUCUGAUGCAUGUGUACACUUGGCCAGGAAUGAAAGCUGACUGCAUAGAGUAUGUCCGUAGUUGCAAAGUAUGCCCGAGAAACAUGAGUACUGCGCGUGCCCCUUUAGGUCUUCUCAGACCCUUGCCUAUUCCUGAUGAGCUAGGAGAUUUAGUGUCCAUCGACUUUAUGGAAGCCGGCGUCAAGAGUAGGCACGACAAGAACCAAGUCACGGUCAUAGUUGAUAGAUUUAGCAAAGUCCCGCACGUGUUCCAGACCUUACAACCGGAAGAUGAAAGACAGCUUCAUGCCGAACGCAGAGUCUGUGCUCUAGCAGCAGCCCAGGAAACAACACUAGCUGCAAGUCAGGCGUUGGCAGCAGCAAACGCAGCAGCUAGAGAGCAGGCAGCAGCAGGCAGAGCAGCAGCAAUGGCUAACGGCGCAGCCUCUGCUGCGUCCUCGUCUGGGACCCAGUUGGGAAUGCCCUCUGGGCCCGCGGGUACUUCCAGGUCAGUAGGUUCUAGUCAGUCCACAAGUCAAAUGGCGGGCUCGCAGUUAAGCCAGUUGACCCCACGCGGUAGGGAGCUCCUAGGGUUCCAACAGGUCGAAAGGAUCUGCGAGCGGUUAGAGAGGGAACUGAAGCAAGCAACCGAUAGAGAAAAGGAGAUCAAAAAUAGAACAGCCAGGCUUGAUACGUUAGAGGCAGACAAAGUUGCAUUAGAGGGUUUGGAUGAGUCAGCCAUGUCUGACCAGAUGAAAAUAUUAAAGAACAGUGUAUUGUCGCUGCAUGCACAUGUGGUCAGCAGACUGGACUUCAUGCAGAACUCUUUGGACCAGAUCUUGGACCUUUUGCAAAGUCCAGGAUUCAGGCCAGCAGCACAGUCGCCGUUGUCGUUAACGACGAUGCUAGGCCCCUUUCCGGUACAAGCUGGCACACAGCCAAGUGGUAUUAGGUCGGAAGAUGUGAAGGUGACUAGUAUAAGGUGCGAGGCUGCUUUCAAACGAUUGAAGCAUGCACUCAUGAAUCAUGAGAUUCUCAUGGUGCCCGAUCCUCAGAAGCCAUUCAUUGUAACCACUAACGCAAGCCAAUACGACAUUGGUGCAGUGCUGGCUCAACAGGAUGGGAAGAAGUUGAGACCGAUUGAGUAUAUGAGCAAAAAGAUGCCAUUUAAGAAACUGGCAAAGUCCACCUAUGAAAGGGAACUCUAUGCUCUUUACAAAGCACUUGUCCAUUGGAGACACUUCCUGUUGGGACGGUUUUUCUACUUGAGAAUUGACCAUCAGACCCUCAAAUGGAUCAAGACUCAACCGGCUCUCUCUGAUGCACUCAAGCGUUGGAUUGAGGUCAUAGAUCAGUAUGACUUCAAGCUAGAGUAUCUAAAGGGAGAGUACAACAAGGUUGCAGAUGCGCUGUCCCGUAGAGCAGACUACCUAGGGGUGCUAGUUUCUGAGUUUGGUGUAUCUGAGGAACUAACUCAAUCGCUGGUGGGAGCCUAUCAGGAAGACCCUGUCACGAUGGACAUCAUACGCAAACUUCAGGCAAAAGACAAGGCCACAGAAGAUGAGUUUGUGAUGGUGGACGGGCUUCUCUUUCUUGAUAAGGACGGAUUCAAAAGGGUAGUUGUUCCAUCUAGUGAACGUUUGCGUAGUUUAUUCUUAGGAGGAUGUCAUGACGCAACCGGACACUUUGGCUACAAAAAGAGGAGUGCCAAUCUAGUACAACGAUUUUGGUGGCCCGGAAUGCUAGAAGAUGCAAAGAAGAGAUCAAUGCUGCCCCCAACCAUGGAUGGUCAAGUGGACAUCGACGACAUUGUGGAUCACAGAGGUCUCCCUGUUCCAAAGCCACUGGGUAGAGGAAGACCUCCAAAACCCAAGCGGGAUUAUCGCGUCAGAUUCAGGCAUCAUACGGAUCCGAAGCAGGAUCAGUGGUUUACUAGAGAGGAACUGAUUGACAACGCUCCUCAAGUGGUGGCAGAUUAUGAGAGAAUGUUAAAAGGGAAGGCACCUGCGAAUCCAUCAGUGGGACAGGGGACUGUAUGCGUAUUGUUUGAUUGUUCUACCCCUGUUCCCACUCUUCCUACCUCCCCGUACUUUGUGACCAUCGGGACCUCUCAAGUACCGCAUCAGUUCACACUGAUGUCGAUGGAACAGGACACCGGGGCACUGCCACGAGGCAGUGCCAGGCUUGCAGUUCGUGCCCGACCUGUGGUACCUCCAAGACCCAAGCAGCGACUCAGCAAGCGGAAGACUCCAGCAGCAUCAAGAACAGAAAUGACAGUACUGGUUAACACCGGGGUUCUUCCCACAUGCACGAUCCAAGGGGCCGGUGAGCCGUUGGCAGCUUACCUUCAGCGGGUACAGGCCUUCACAGAUGCCGUAGCUACCGCAAAGGCACAGGAGGAGGCAGCGGAGGCGGAACAUCAGCGACUGGCCAAUGAGGCGGCAGCCCAAGCUCAGCACACUGCUGAGGCUGACGCAGCAGCACGAGACCAACGGAAUGCCAACAACACGGAGUCCCUGAUUCAAAGUGAGAAUCAGUGGACAAUGUUUCUCCAAGGCAUGAUCUUUGUGCCUUCGGACGCGCAGGCAGAUCCGACACCGGCGGAGGCAGAGAAGACUCAUCUUGCUAACUUGAUGCUGGGCAUGAUGAGAGGAAUUAUGUGGAAUAACACACUGCUGCAGGCACAUCUGCGCACGGAACAACAACAAAGACAUAAGUACCAGCAAGACAUUGCUGUUUUAACAACUGCCAUUCGCGUCGAAGCUUCACAGCAGCAGCAACAGCAUCAGCUGUUGAACUCCGCUCUCGCACGCAUCAACAACAUUGAGGCUAAUGCCUCAGUAGCGCCUGGCUGCACGACGGACGCGACGAAGCAGCUCAACGAGCGCAUCGAUCACGUCGUCACUAUCAUCGGCGAUAUAGGCGAUUUCAUUAGCCCGGCCACAAUCAGCAGCACGAUGGCCGCCAUCAAGACGGACAUCACCAAGCUGCAGACGAGACCGGACGUCGCUACGAAGCCUUACAAGAUGUCGCACUUCGACAUCAGCAAGUUCGACGACUACAACAAGUCGGACGCCUUGACAUGGUGGCAACGUUUCCUCACGGAAGCAUCAUGCCGCACUGUCCCGGCGGACGACAUGAUGAAGGCACUCUACUUACAACUGAUUGGAGGAGUGCAGGCAUGGAUGAACCAUCUGGCGGCUACCAAGAAAUGCACCAUCGCCGAACUCCACACGCACAUUCCGCGGAAGGAGUUCGAGAAGCUAUGGCUCACCCGGUUCAUGGUUCGCAACGUCGUGAAGGCAGCCAUGAACGAGGUGUGCACCUGCUCUCAAGGUAGUCUGCCAACUCGAGACUGGACAACUAAGUGGCAGAAGAUAGUGACCACGCCAGGCUUCGAUUUGACUAGGAAUGACGUCGAGGAGAUGGGCCUUGUAUUCUUGCAUGCCCUCCCCUCGACGGACGGACCAGCCGCGUCACCGCCGGACCCAUGCAUCACUCACCUCUUGGACGAGUAUAGAGACGUCUUCGAGGCUCCCACCGGAACGGUUCCGGAUCGGCCCAUACGUCACGGGAUCACUCUCGAGGUUGGCGUCGUCCCUCCGCGGGGAUGUAUCUACCGCAUGAGCGAAGAGGAACUCGARGUGCUUCGCGCACAACUCGAUGACCUUCUCGACAAGGGCUGGAUUCGCCCUAGUUGCUCGUCAUACGGUGCACCUCUUCUCUUUGUCCGGAAGAAGAACAAAGAUCUACGGUUAUGCAUCGACUAUCGCAAACUUAACGCACAAACCGGAAAGAACGCCGGCCCUCUCCCUCGGAUUGAUGAUCUCCUUGAGCGGUUAGCCGGCGCGACGUACUUCUCGAAGUUGGACUUGAAGUCAGGUUACCACCAGAUUGAAAUCCAGCCUCAAGAUCGGUACAAGACCGCGUUCAGGACGCGGGCCGUCGUUCAGGCGAGGGCCGAUGCGUUCGACAGCGCUGUUUUGAAUCGUUUGCGACUGGCCAAGUACAAAGCGAACCACGACAAGUGCGAGUUCGCCAAGCAAGAGCUUGAGUAUUUGGGCCACUAUGUUAUGCUGAAAGGCAUUCGUCCCUUAGCAGACAAGAUCCAAGCCAUCGUGGAUUGGCUGGAACCCCGUUAAGCUCUCGAGUUGACAAGGGCGACCAGCUCGACCAUGGUAGGUCGUCUAACGAAUGCUGCUGUUGCAAGGAUGCGUAUUGAGUUGCGCAACUGCACUGUGGCGAUUGAGACUGGGUGUAUGGCAGGGUCAUUUAUCCGCAUUGGAUUCACAUUGGACAGCCUUGUUAUGGAGGAGGGAAAUUUCCACCACGAUAAUGACAAGGGGCUAUUGCGAGCUGCAACUUCGGCUGUCAUUGCAGAUGAAGCUGUGGCUGUGUUAAAAUUGUGUCGUGUGAGUGGGUUUGGCAUGUGGAUGGAAUCACAAUGGGCCGCUAGGAGUGAACAGGACAUCAAGAGUAAGGAGCCAGCAGCGGAGAUUGCUGAUGCACAGGGUAGCCAAUCUGGGCAGAAAGCUGGAAAUGUGAGUGAUGGCAUUGCAGAACAACGAAGCUGUGGCAGCUACAAGAUGAGGAGACGAUGUUUGCUGAAGCAGGGGGAUCACAAGCUGCUGCUCAGGUAUUCCCCAGGUUCGGUCGAUUACAUUGAAAUGGAUAUGAACGAGAUGGAUUUCCAGAUGGACACGGAAGAUAUUGCAGAGUUGAUGAUUGUUAUGAACUCCGUGCGCGGUCAAGGUUUCUCUGACUUGCGUUCACGAAGGGAGAACAAGCGAGGGAAUGAACAUUCUGGAAAUGAAGUGAAUGACUUGUGUUCAGGAAGGGAGGAUGAGGGAGUGUAUGAGCGUUCCAAAAAUGAAGUGAAUAGACCUGAGGAAGAGACGGGAGAUGACGGUGCCCAUUCAGGUGUAGGAAACCUGGGAACUCAUGUUAAGGAUGACGAGAUCGAUAUGCGGCGCAGGGCAGAGGAACGAACUUUCAGAGGGAUUGAAGAAGAGUUGGCGGGCCCUGUGGGAGACAGAAUGGAAAGUGAAGAAAAGGAUCAGGGGGCGAAGACAAAGAUUCAUGACAGGAAAUGGGCUGUAGAUCUGUGGCACAAAGGGCUAAUGCGUGUGCUUGAGCAGAGCUCAAAAAAACAGCUGGCUCGCGCUGUGCUUGCUGGGAUUGCAAGGCGUAGAUAUGUAGCGCUUUAUGAGGAGUGGUUGAAGGAUCUUCGUAGAGAUCUAGCCGGGCGUGGAUGGGGUGACAAGGAGGGGAAGCAAAGCAAAGGAAGGGGGUUGUUGGCUGCAUUACGUGACAUGGAGAAAGGAAUGCCAGAGGAGGCUGUUGUUCUGGGCCGUCGAGUGGCAAGAAAGCGAUCGGUCGAGGACCUCAGUUUGCUCAAACUUGAAAGGGAAGGCCCAGGGGAACAGGUGUCAGAUGUCCCUAGGUCUGGCUGGUCAUUGGGUGCUGCAUGGCGUAUACUUGGCACAAUCAGGGGGCUCGCCUCCAAGCCAAUCAAGGCAGCAAAUGCAAAACGUAACAAGGGAGCUGAGCAGGGUCCGGUAGACAAGGAGGCCGAUGAUGAAAGCUUAAAACAGGGAGAGGGCAAUGACCCUGAGACACCUGGGAAGAUAGUCAAGGAUGGAAGUGGGAAUAUGAACAUCAUUCCCGUACUUCCUGGAACAGACCUGGUGUUUACAGUCUCCAUGCAGCGUGUGUCCAUAACAGUUGGACAAGCAUCAGCAGCAAACCGAAUGGUAGCAAGCACCUCUGAAGGGAAAGACCAAGGUAGAGAUGCAAAGCUAGGGGCGAAGUCAUCGGUGGUGGCACCAGGACUACCGGACGGAUUGGGAACAGGAUCCACUUUGCUAUCAACAGUACACGAGAUCAAAGCCCUGUGUCUUUGCUGUGAAGAUCUUUCUGCAUUUUAUGGAACGAGCCUUCAGGCGACUGGUGUGGAGUUCGUGUGUGGCAAUGUGCUAGCGGAUUGUGUCACGGCAAAAGUAGCGCAAGAACCGAUCAAUGAGGUUGCACACUCAAAGCAGCGAGGUAGUCUGGAAAUGACUGAAGAAGAGAGAUGGGCUAUGGUGGGCCAGUCAGCAAAGGAACGUUGGGUUUUGGAUAUGGACAAUGCAGUUCCAGUUGUGCGGUCUUCAUCUUCGAAGGUUGUUCCUGGCAUCAGGAGAGGGUCGGCUCCAGAUGCUGGUGUGAUGAAAGAAGGUUGGGUGUCCCAGGGUUUCAGGGAACGCAUGGGACUACCUCCUCGGAUGCAGGAGAUGAGAGCAAGUUCUGAUUCGGUGAGCUCAAGAGCUAGCAUGGGAAGUCCGAGGGGAAACAAUGAGAGGAGAGAGGGCUUGGCACUUGCCGUAGAGGUAAAGAGACCGUUUCUUAUGUUUGAGAUGGAGAGCAAGGUAGGUUGGCUGUCUAAGGAGCAAAGCGCCGGGAGUCUGUCAAACUGCAGAGUUGCAGUUGGUCAACUGGAAUGCUUUCUUAAUGGGGAUGUUAUUGGAUGCGGCGCUCUGAUGGCUGCGGAAGCAGGUGUAGCUGGUGGCAGCCAAAGUAGUGUUGAUCAUCACGAGGGAGUAUGCACUCCUGCCAAUCAGCGACAAAACAAAGAUGCUGCCCCUCUGCAAAAUGCAGCGCUUUCUGCGGCGGAGUUCUUGAAACAGACGGCGAUGGCCUUGACAGCUGCGGUGCGUGAUAACUUACACAAUUUGGUGCCGAACAUGCAGAUCAAUUUGGCAGCUUUUAUCUGUGGGCCAAGGCUAAUAUUGACAGACAUUGUGCCUACAGCACAAAGAGGGAAGCGAGGGGGUGCAGCGAGCAAAGGUGGAAAAGGUUGGGGACGCUGGCAGGAUCAGGCCUUGAUCGUUGACUUAGGUCAGGUUGAAGUUGGAGUGUGGCCCGUACUUCCAGGAAGAGGGGGGAAAGAGCUUGAAGCACUACAAAACGGUCACAAUGGGAAAGCUGAUUCCAUUUGGGGAUGGCGAUCAGUGUGGGCUAGAAGCAGAAACAUGAGGGAAGCAAAUGCUUGGUGGGAUCCAGCUGUGGAGGAGGAUGCCUGGAGAAAGCGACCAGUGGGAUCAUUGAUUUCAGCUGGAGGCAGAAGGAACAGCCUAAUGGAAGAGACGAGGGUGUGGAACAAUGUGAGGAUUGCUGUCACUGGGAUGUCAAUUGGCAUGGGCGAAAAGAAAGGAAUCUACACCCAAGUGUCCUCAUGGAUAUUAGCUCCGGCGAAGAUGGUUGCUCAUGCUUCUGCCUACAGUGCUGAUGAAGUGGCACUCGACCUUGAACAUAAUGUACACUCCCUCCAUGUACGCCUCAUGACCGUACUCUGAAUAACAUGACAAAGGCUUUUGAUGAUCAUGUUGAAGCUGUGAUGCUCUCAAUAUGGUGGUUUGAGGUCCUCAUUGGGGCAAAUAGACAGCUGAUUCGGGCCCAAACACCCUCUCUCUCUCAGAUUCUUCAACAUCAAUGCGCUACUCUUUGUGCUACAG